AGUGGAUUUAAACACAACCCUCCUCCAUGUUAGCAAUGCUGCUGUCCAAAGGUAUUUCUGCGCUCCUUCAUAUCUCUACAGAAGGUGUGUUACUGGCCAGAUCACAAUUCAAAACCAGGGGCGGACUGACCAUUGGGGAACUCGGGCACUGCUCGAGGGCCGGGGUCAUCAGGGGGCCCAUCAGGCCUCCCUGGUACCUUUCAUAGGCUUUUUUGGGUGUGAUUUGAGUGUGGGUGAGGACACAGGGGCCCCAUGAUCCCCUAUUGACCGGGGGCCCCCUGAGGUCAGUAGGGGGACCCAUGAGAUGCCCCUGGUACCUUUUUCAUAGGCUUUUUUUGAGUUUGGGCAAGGACACAGGGGCCCCAUGA
Staurois parvus is the source of this 368-nucleotide messenger RNA. Lineage: Eukaryota; Metazoa; Chordata; Amphibia; Anura; Ranidae. The record is from the annotation of a GenBank genome assembly.